Messenger RNA from Acipenser ruthenus (sterlet), 608 nucleotides. Its product is annotated as G2/M phase-specific E3 ubiquitin-protein ligase-like. The transcript is spliced from 5 exons. NCBI's taxonomy places the organism in Eukaryota, Metazoa, Chordata, Actinopteri, Acipenseriformes, Acipenseridae. The record is from RefSeq and is a predicted model, not a curated record. The coding region runs from base 63 to 608 and encodes 181 amino acids. Gene Ontology annotation, molecular function: ubiquitin-protein transferase activity.
ACCAAGGAGGCCUCUUUGUGGGACCAGACCAUGCCAAGUUCCUAAACUACAUUAGUGGAUUGAUGGUCUCGGAUGACUAUUUUUAUGCGGGUAUGACUAUUGCAACAUCACUGGUUCAUGGAGGACCUGGCCCACAGUUCUCAUCACCAGUACUUUUGGAGGCGCUUUCAAGUACACCCGAGUCCACAUUUGUGGCAGUGCAAGAUAUCCCUGAUAUGGACAUAAGGAACUAUCUGGAGAAGCUUCUAACUUACCAGGAAGAACAUUCAAACACUGCAGACUUAUUUGAACCAAUCCAAACUCUGAUGCAGCUGGCUGGAACACACAAAGUUAUCCUUGCUGAUGAUUAUCGCAAGAUUGCUGAAGAAACUGCACAUUGGUACAUUUUUGGAAGAACACGGGCAGCAUUUGAGAGAUUAAAGGAAGGGUUGAAAACUCUAAGUGUACUGGAUGCUAUGACCAAGUAUCCCAAUGCAUUCAAGCAUGUCAUGUGCUACACAGAAGACACCCUCACAGCCAAGACAUUUGAUAAUAUCUUCCGCCAUGUUCUACACCCUGGAAAGACUUUAUACAAGAACUACAAGUCAACUACUGAUCUUCUGGUGUGA